AUGUGGCGCGGCGGGGCCUGGGCCUUGCUGGCGGCGGCGCUGGCCGUCGGCUUGGAGGCGCUGGCCGAGUGGCUGCUGCGGCGGCGGCGGCUGGAGGCCCGGCGGCGGGAAGUCCUCUUCUUCCCGUCGCGCGUGACCUGCGUGGAAGGGCUGCUGGCCGCCGGGGAGGGCGGCACCGGCGGCGUCGGGCCUUGCUCGUGCCCGCUCCCUCACGGCGAGAGCCCCCUGGCCCGCCUCCUGGCCCGCCUGCUCAGCGCCCGCCGCUCCCUCGAGCUCUGCGUCUUCGCCUUCUCCAGCCAGCAGCUCAGCCGCGCCGUCCUCCUCCUCCACCGGCGGGGCGUCCGCGUCCGGGUCGUCACCGACGCCGACUACAUGGCCCUCCAGGGAUCCCAGAUCGGCGUCCUCCGGCGGGCCGGGAUUCAGGUACGCCAUGAUCAGGACAGCGGCUACAUGCACCAUAAAUUUGCCAUCAUAGACCAAAGGUGGCUGCUCACUGGAUCCCUCAACUGGACCGCACAAGCCAUCCAGCACAACAGGGAGAAUGUUUUGAUACUGGAAGAUGCAGAGUGCGUGAAGCUUUUUCUAGAGGAAUUUGAGAAGAUUUGGGAAAAUUAUAAUCCAGCUCACUAUGUAUUCUUCUCCAAAGAGGUACCAAAAGAGAACAAACAUAAGUCUGAGACAGAAAGGCAGUUGAAGAAAUGA
Messenger RNA from Euleptes europaea (tarantolino), 702 nucleotides. It is a transcript of the gene PLD6, whose product is annotated as phospholipase D family member 6. Gene Ontology annotation, molecular function: RNA endonuclease activity producing 5'-phosphomonoesters, hydrolytic mechanism. The coding region runs from base 1 to 702 and encodes 233 amino acids. NCBI's taxonomy places the organism in Eukaryota, Metazoa, Chordata, Lepidosauria, Squamata, Sphaerodactylidae. Gene Ontology annotation, biological process: piRNA processing. The transcript is spliced from 2 exons. The record is from RefSeq and is a predicted model, not a curated record. Gene Ontology annotation, cellular component: mitochondrion.